CUUUGCUAUGGGGUAAGUUGAGAGUGAAACAUUGAAUAAUAAUCGAUUUGUCUCAGGAGAUGUGAUCAAAGGUUGAUGUUUGAGAUUAGAAUUAGACGGUCAAUGCUGUGGAUGGAGCCGUCUUGACAUGCGAACUCUAGUAGGUUUUGAGGGGGUCAUAUUUAAACAUGCUGUCAGAACUGUUUACCUUCACCAAACACCCUUUACGGUGGACUUUUCUUCACUGGAAAGCAAGUUACUCCAAAAAGAUUCACACUUUAGAUCCAAGAUGGUGGUCACUGGGAUUUCCAGUUCACAAAAGCACUUACAGACGGACUACUGCACCAUCCUCAAGGACAAAUCUGAAACCUGUCUUCACUAGAGCUCCUGGGUUUGGGGAGACACUUGCAAUCGUAGACAGCAGUGGGAGCCACAGCUACAAGCAGCUUUACUGCAGCAGCUUAGGUCUUGCCAGUAGAAUCAGCACAGCAUUAAAUUCUGGCUUUGGGUGUCUUGACGGAAGACGAAUAUCCUUCCUGUGUCCAAAUGAUGCUUCCUACGUGGUGGCACAGUGGGCGGCCUGGAUGAGUGGCGGCACGGCGGUACCGCUUUACCGAAAGCACCCUGUUUCAGAACUGGAGUACAUCAUCACUGAUUCCCAGAGUUCACUGCUGGUGGCAGCACAUCCUUAUGCAGAGACCCUUGAACCGCUGGCACAGAAGCUGGGGCUUCCAUGUCUAACCCUCCCUCCUACAUCGGACCUGGACACCUUGGAUGACAUUGGUACACCUUCAAGAGAAGAGGAGAACGCCAACACGGACUGGGCAGAUCGACCGGCUAUGAUCGUCUACACCAGUGGCACCACGGGCCGUCCCAAAGGGGUUCUGCACACACACAGCAGCAUCCAAGCAAUGGUCCAGUGUUUGGUUUCUGAGUGGGCGUGGUCUAAAGACGACGUCAUCCUCCACACCUUGCCACUCCACCACGUUCACGGGAUCGUUAACAAGCUGCUCUGCCCCCUGUGGGUGGGAGCCACCUGCGUCAUGCUUCCUGAAUUCCAGCCUCAGAAGGUGUGGGAGAUGCUCCUGAGCUUCAAGGCUCCAGUGGUUAAUGUGUUCAUGGCCGUGCCAACUAUUUACUCAAAGCUCAUCCAGUACUAUGAUCAGCACUUCACACAGCCUCAUGUCAAGGAUUUUGUCAAAGCGGUUUGCAAGGAGAGAAUCAGAUUGAUGGUUUCAGGCUCAGCUGCUCUGCCUCUGCCCACCCUGCAGCGCUGGGAGGAGAUCACAGGACACAUGCUGCUGGAACGCUACGGCAUGACCGAGAUCGGCAUGGCACUGUCCAACCCUCUGAAGGGCCCGCGGAUCGCAGUCAACAACUAUUGUACAGGAGCUGUUGGGCUGCCUCUUCCAAAUGUAGAGGUUCGACUUGUCAUGAAUGACACAACCAACACCAUGAUUGCUGUAGGGAAUCACAAAGAGACUCAGGUACGUCCGGGCCUUGAGGGGAAAGAGGGCGAGUUGCUGGUGCGAGGUCCGUCUGUUUUUAAGGAAUACUGGAACCGACCUCAGGAGACCAGAGAGGCUUUUACUGAUGACGGCUGGUUCAAAACGGGAGACACGACAGUCUACAAAGAUGGCGUCUACUGGAUCUUGGGUCGCAGCAGCGUCGACAUCAUCAAGAGCGGUGGCUAUAAGAUCAGCGCCCUCGAAGUGGAGCGACACCUACUGGCUCAUCCAGACAUCGUUGAUGUGGCUGUGAUUGGCGCUAAAGAUGCUACGUGGGGUCAAAAGGUCACGGCCGUGGUGCAGCUGCAGAAAGGCCGGAGUUUAACUCUACCAGAAUUAAAGACGUGGGCAAGGGAGCACAUGGCGCCCUACAUCAUCCCGACAGGCCUGGUGUUGGUGGAGGAAAUGCCGAGGAAUCAGAUGGGGAAAGUCAACAAGAAGGACCUCCUGCGACACUUCUUCCCGUGACUGGACAGCUUUGACGUCUGUGAAAGCGUGUGUGUUUCUUCAAGUGCGCAUCUCUUCCAGGGUAUUCCUUCCAGAUCAGACAGACGUUUCACACUAAUGUAGUGAGAGGAAACGGAACAAUGGUUGAUAUUCGUUGGAAACCAAUCACAGCUCCCAGAACUUGCCAUGGAGAUAAAUCUGGUCUUGUUUCUCACAACUAGUACAGUUGCUUUGAUGAAGCAGAAUAAAGUCGUUCCAUGAUGA
This is a messenger RNA of Poecilia reticulata (guppy), 2198 nucleotides long. It is a transcript of the gene acsf3, whose product is annotated as acyl-CoA synthetase family member 3. The record is from RefSeq and is a predicted model, not a curated record. Gene Ontology annotation, molecular function: medium-chain fatty acid-CoA ligase activity. Lineage: Eukaryota; Metazoa; Chordata; Actinopteri; Cyprinodontiformes; Poeciliidae. Gene Ontology annotation, biological process: fatty acid metabolic process.